AUGCCUUCAAGAAUAGCCGAAGAGUCCAACGAAUUGACAGACUCAGUCAACAUUGUCUCAAGAUUUCUCGCACUCGAGCAGAUUUACAGCGCCAAAGACCUCGACAAAUACCUUCAAACCCUCCAACAAACAAACAACGAUGCCUCAACUGAUGUGAUCGUCCUAUGUGCUUCGGCAAUCCUGGCUAUCCCGGAAGCAGUAUUCGAGUGGGCGGUUCAACAGCAAACCUGUCCCGAAUCACGAACAGGGAAUACAAUUCUUGUUUUAUGUGGUGGCAUUGGACCCUGCACGCCAUUCGUCUACAAUGCUAUAAAAGCCAGCAAGAAAUGUUGCCAGAUAUUUGAUGAGAUCAAUGGGCAGCCAGAGGGCCAAAUAUUGAAGACCAUGGCGGAACGCUUUUACAGACUUGACAUCGACGACAAAGAGACCAGCAAGGCUAAAGACAACGGUUUCAAUAUUCUAGUCUCAGACCGCUCUACGGAUUGUGGAGCCGAUGCUCUCGAAACUCGAAAGGUCUUAGAUUGCCACGGUACAAUCUCUCUCAGAUCAAUUACAGUGGUGCAAGAUCCUGCUAUGAGCAGUCGAACAGUAUCAUCCUUCAAAGCCAUUUACAGGGAUGAAGAGGUGCUGAUUUCCAGUUGGCCACAGACGAAGGCCGAUCGUGCAAGUCUCCAAGGAGGAUCUCAAGCUGGCAAAUGCAACAGAACUAGAGAGCUUUGGUCAAUGAACAAAUUCUUGGACCGAAUCAUGGGAGACACUGGUUACACAACAAGUGACCUAGGAGAGGAAACGAAAAACAACGUUGAUAUCCCGAAUGAGGUGGAAGAUGCUUGGUCUAAUAUAAUGGAGAAGAAUAGCUUGAAAGUCUCAUAUUAA
Molecule: messenger RNA, 876 nt
Organism: Fusarium venenatum
Lineage: Eukaryota; Fungi; Ascomycota; Sordariomycetes; Hypocreales; Nectriaceae
Cellular component (GO): plasma membrane
Source: RefSeq, a predicted model, not a curated record